AUGUUGCUUCGAAUGUUCACAGCCGUUGAGAAACUCGUUACAUGGAGUGACACAACUGGUGGCACCCCGUGGAGUACGGAGGAGGCAUGCGGGAAAGGCGCUAUCCAGCUCGUCCAAGUCCUCUUCAGUGAUGAAUAUGUCUUGAUCGGGACGUCACCUAAAACGCCAGCAUGCGGUAUUAAAGACAUCACGGAAAUAAUCAACAAAUUUUGCCAAAAGCAAGUGUCUUCGAAUUCGGCGGCUUGCGAAGUAACACCAGAAGCAUUCGCUGAUGCUGCAUUUUCAUCCCUAUGUGGGGCAGCUCUCAACCCCUCCAUGCUGCUGCGUUUUAAUUGUGAUCCAGGAUUUGUGAAGCCUGAGUCAUCUUGCCUCGCUGCACGGGCUUCACAAAGUGCUUACAAUCAUGCAGGUACAUGCAACUGCCCUAGUGGCAGAGCAAGCUGUGGCUUUCAGCAAGCUUUCAACGACAUAGGCUGGCGGACCGCAUUGCCUGAAGGCCUAACAAUUGUAGUUUCUGAGGGAGUUGCGUACAAGACCACCGAUAAACGGUUCUCAGUGCUUGAUGAUGCCGCCCUCAAUUGUCUUUCAGAUGACGUGUACAUUCUGUGUGAAGAGGAGACAACAAGCGUCAGUGAUGGUGGCCCGCAAUGCACUGAUCUAUCUGAUCAAACGGUGGAUACUUUGGAAGAAGCCGUCUGCAGAAAUCUGUGCCUCGACUUAUGGGACAUUUUUAAGGAUCAAGCUAUGGCAGAACUGUCGCCAUACGAGACAUUUGAGGCAUUGGUGAAACAGUGGCAUGCUGAUAACCCGUGGGCACUUACUUCGUCGCUCAGUGCUCUCGCCAACAACUGCACAUACGACCGUCGGGCAGUUUUCGAUCUCGAGGAGGAAGCUUUUAACGUGCAAAAUUUAUGCCCUGAUUCACACAUCGCGGAUAUUAUUGGUUCCUUCUUUGGCUGCAAAUCGAAAAUUGUCGACGGGGAAGUAAGGCCUGCCUGCCAAGUGCAUGAUGCUACAAGCGCUGUACAACAAGAAUGUGCUUCUCCCAGCUUGGCCCAGUGCACAGUGUCCAGGAGCCAGUUUCCCUCUGCAUUGGAGUUGUGCCCAUCCUGCGAUACAUUCAGUCUUGUUGUAUUUUACAGCUGCAAGCUGAAGGCAGAAUCAUUAAGCGGGUAUGGCAUUUCUGCCCAUUCGCUGUCGGGAAGCAUGAUUUACCUGGGGAGCAUGCCAUCUUGCGCCUGCACUGAAGGCUCUACACCAGCCACACAAGAGGAGAUUAUUGCGCUACCAUCCUGGCAAGCGUCUAUUACACCGCCCCAAAGUUUCGUUCUGAGCGGCGCUCGUGGUGUAUCUGUCGACGAAGAUGGCCAGUUGACAUUUUCAAUUUGGGCCCCCUCCUCGGAGCAUGACUGUAUGAGCGAUUUCGUCCAAAUACUGUGCAAGCAUCCUGUAGAGGGGGACCCGAACGAAGGCAUGAUGAACCCAAGUGAGUCUUUAUAG
This is a messenger RNA of Eimeria maxima, 1500 nucleotides long. Its product is annotated as thrombospondin type 1 domain-containing protein, putative. The record is from RefSeq and is a predicted model, not a curated record. Lineage: Eukaryota; Apicomplexa; Conoidasida; Eucoccidiorida; Eimeriidae. The transcript is spliced from 10 exons. The coding region runs from base 1 to 1500 and encodes 499 amino acids.